Messenger RNA from Ostreococcus lucimarinus CCE9901, 354 nucleotides. RefSeq lists its product with no specific name. Gene Ontology annotation, cellular component: ribosome. The transcript has a single exon. Gene Ontology annotation, biological process: translation. The coding region runs from base 1 to 354 and encodes 117 amino acids. Lineage: Eukaryota; Viridiplantae; Chlorophyta; Mamiellophyceae; Mamiellales; Bathycoccaceae. Gene Ontology annotation, molecular function: structural constituent of ribosome. The record is from RefSeq and is a predicted model, not a curated record.
AUGUUUCUGGAGCUCGAGGCGGCGGCGGCGAGGGCGCGCGCGAACGCGAAGGCGAAGGCGAAGGCGACGGCGACGGAGACGGCGGGAACGGCGAUGACGUUCGAUGCGUAUCGCUUGGCCGAACGCGUGCUGGAAUUAGACGUCGCGAUCGAAGCGCCGGGAGCGGUCGGUGUCGAGGUGGAGGAAGAGGAGGAGACGACGGAGGCGUGGCGGUGCGCGACGAAGCGCACGUAUCAGCCGAGCAACUUGGUGCGAAAGCGAAGGCACGGGUUUAGGGCGCGAUUACGCACGGUGGGGGGGAGAAAGGUGCUGGCGCGGCGGCGAAGGAAAGGUAGAAAACGAUUGUCGGCGUGA